ACUGCUAAUGUGAAUAUCAUUGUGCGUUUGCACCCUUCCAUUGUGUUAAAUGUCAAUGAUGAUUGGAGCAUGGAUUACACUUGCUGCGCAUACGAUCGCUCGUUUAACUUGGUAAACUGCUCGGUCUGUCUGAGAACUUAGUAUGCCGUUUCCUUUGACCGUAUAAACACGCAUCUGCUGGUAUUUGACGAUUUAUCGCUCGAAGAACAAAGAAGAUAUCCCAGCGGAGACUUUACUCAUCAACUUCUCUUCGUAGGGGAUAUAUAUAUUUCUCUUUUUCAUCGACCCGGCUUCUCCCCCUUAAUAACUCGCGGCUAUUUUUGUUCCGCGUACAUCGCAGCAACAUGGAGUACAACGACACCCUACUCAUACCGGGUCAACGCAUACGUCCGCCCGUGACCGAGGAGAUGGCGGUCGCCCUAUUGGAACAACUCUACGGCAUGAGGGCGACGAGCGUGUGUGAAUUAAAUGCUUAUGAUGAUCGUAACUAUCACGUGCUGUGCGACGAGACCCAUGCGAAUCCGCACGUUACCAGCACGGAGAAGGCCGGCUAUGUUCUCAAGGUGAUCAACUCUUUGGAUUCCCGGAAGACAGAUGUGCUAGAGGCGCAGACCGAGUUAAUGAUUUUUCUCAAUCAACGUAACAUUUGCUGUUCGUUACCAAUCAAGAACGUUAACGGUGCCUACUUUUCCCUGGAAAAUCUAAGAAGCGACAACACUAUGGAGAAAUAUGCCGUAAGAUUAAUGAUCUACCGUCCCGGUGAAUCUCUAUAUAAUGUGAAGAUGACUGAUAAACUGUUGCACAAGGUUGGAAAUUUUACCGCCAAGAUAGAUGAGAUCCUCGUGGGUUUCAAUCAUCCCGCCUAUGAUAAUCACAAAACAUUAUGGAUGUUCACUUCAGUGCCUCGAAUUCAACAAUUCACAUAUGCAAUCAAGAGCUCACUGGAUAAGCAACUGGUGCAUGACGUGAUCGUCACCUUCCAGAAAGAAGUACUACCGAUCAUGGACCGACUGGAGCAAGGGAUCAUACACGGUGACCUGAACGAACAUAACAUUAUCAUGAGUUCCGAUGGCGAGGAUAUUGCCGCCGUGAUCGAUUUCGGAGAUUGUCACAGAGCUUGUCGCAUUUUCGAAUUGGCUAUAGUUCUCUGUUACAUGAUCUUGCAAUCGGCCAACGUAGGAAUGGGCAGACACGUCAUAGAGGGUUACGAGAAGGUAAGAAAGUUGACCGAUGUGGAGAAGAAAAUUCUCAAGAUCAGCGUAUGCGCCAGGAUGUGUCAGAGUUUGAUAAUGGGCGCUUACUCGUAUUUGCACGAUCCCGAAAAUCAAUAUUUGCUAAGCACGCAGAAAACUGGAUGGACGUUGUUGAAGAGAUUGUGGCCCAUGAGCCAAAAGGACGUGAUGCAAGCCUGGGGAUUGACCAUUCCCUAAACACAAGCAAUAUUGACCUUUUUGAUAAAUUUUAUGCAAUGGCAUAUAAUAGAGAUUGUAACGAUUGGCUACGCGCUGCAUUUUUGUAUAAAUGUUUUAAUUCAUUUAAUUCUAGACUUUUAGACAACAUUUUUAUGACAAAUGAUUGAAAAUUAUUUGAGAAAAAUAAAGUUAUAAUUAUUAGUAAAUUAGAUCAAAUCAGUAAUGCUAACUUUCGAAUAAUAUGUUUAACAUAACGUUUAACAUAUCUUUAGUUCUCAUUAAAUAAUUUUUUAACACAACGUGAUUGUUUAACCAACGUGAUAAAUAUCAUAAUUAAUAUUUUUAAGAAUGUUAAAUUGUAAUCUUUUUCCAAUUCUGUUUUAUGAAUAAUCUG
Formica exsecta is the source of this 1806-nucleotide messenger RNA. RefSeq names its product hydroxylysine kinase-like. Bases 345 to 1430 code for a protein of 361 amino acids. Lineage: Eukaryota; Metazoa; Arthropoda; Insecta; Hymenoptera; Formicidae. The record is from RefSeq and is a predicted model, not a curated record. Gene Ontology annotation, molecular function: amino acid kinase activity. The transcript has 2 exons.